AUAAUAAUCCCUAUCACAACUCGAAAACUGUCGUGUCUCACCACGCGCCGCUAGUCUAGACGGCGAACGCCGCCGUGUCUCACUGCGCCGCGCCUCCACCAGUCACCGUUCAGUUAGAAGCACAUUUGAAUAAGGAUUCAAGGAUCCAAAUCAGGUAGUGUAUGUAUUGAAUAAUAUCAAUGCAUCAGGUCUAGAGCUUUAGGAUAUUUGCUUCAUAUACAUUUUGGAAAGCUCUCCUCAGAUGUGUAUUCUGAAGUAUCUAGGGGCUCCCAGGAAUCAGCCUUCUGCUGCCAGAAAGUACCUUAAAGGAUUGGGGUUUUCAUCUCUUCACACAGCUCCAAAUUCCUCUGUUGAACUUCACUCACAAGAUGAGGAAGUAGUGAUUGCUUUGGGAAGUAAUGUAGGUAAUAGGCUCCUUAACUUUAAGGAAGCCUUGAAGAUGAUGAGAAACUCAGGCAUAAACAUCACAAGACAUGCUUGCCUUUACGAGACAGCACCAGCAUAUGUUACUGACCAACCUCGCUUUAUCAACUCCGCAGUAAGAGCUAUUACCAAACUCGGGCCACAUGAAUUAUUGGCUGCACUCAAACGAAUUGAGAAGGACUUGGGCCGUACUGCUGGUAUAAGGUAUGGUCCAAGGCCAAUUGAUUUAGACAUUUUAUUCUAUGGUAAAUAUAAUGUCAGGUCUGAUACUCUCAUUAUACCUCAUGAAAGAAUUUGGGAAAGGCCAUUUGUAAUGGCCCCUUUGAUGGAUUUACUGGGAUCAGCUAUUGACAAUGAUACAGUUGCUAGCUGGCAUUCACUUUCAGGUCAUUCUGGUGGACUAUCUGCAUUGUGGGAAAAAUUAGGCGGUGAAUCCCUUAUUGGAGAGGAAGGUAUGUAUAGGGUGAUGCCCUUUGCUAAUGGCUUACUUGACUGGUCACGAAGAACAUUGGUCAUGGGGAUCCUUAAUUUGACUCCGGAUAGUUUUAGUGAUGGGGGAAAUUUCCAGUCUGUGGAGUCUGCUGUGUCUCAGGUUCGGUUAAUGAUAUCAGAGGGCGCAGAUAUGAUUGAUAUUGGUGCUCAGUCUACUCGGCCGAUGGCAACUAGGAUCUCUGUUGAAGAAGAAUUAGAUAGAUUAAUCCCUGUCCUGGAAGCUGUGAUGUCAAUGCCAGAGGUAGAAGGAAAGCUCAUAUCUAUUGAUACUUUCUACUCUGAAGUUGCUUCAGAAGCUGUGAGUAAAGGGGCUCAUCUUAUAAAUGAUGUAUCUGCUGGGCAGUUAGAUGCGAACAUGUUUAAGGUCAUGGCAGAUCUUGAUGUUCCUUAUGUUGCGAUGCACAUGAGGGGGGACCCAUGUACAAUGCAGAGUAGCGAAAACCUGAAAUAUGAUAAUGCGUGUAAGGAGGUAUCCUCAGAAUUAUACUCACGGGUUAGAGAGGCAGAAAUAUCAGGAAUCCCAGCAUGGAGGAUUAUUAUGGACCCUGGUAUUGGAUUCUCAAAGAAAACUGAAGACAAUUUAGAUGUCCUCACAGGAUUACAUGAUAUCAGAACAGAGAUUUCCAAUAAAAGUAUCGCGAUCUCUCAUGCUCCUAUGCUAAUUGGACCCUCAAGAAAGAGAUUCUUAGGCGAAAUUUGCUCUCGUUCUGCUGCAGUUGAGAGGGAUCCUGCUACCAUUGCUUCUGUCACAGCUGGUGUGUUGUCUGGGGCUAAUAUUGUUAGGGUGCAUAAUGUCAAAGACAAUCUAGAUGCGGUGAAGCUUUGCGAUGCAAUACUAAGACAGAGAAGUGCUCCCGUGAAAUUUAGACAAUGAAUUUCAAUUUGUCUUGCUUGGCCAGUUCUAGUGCUGAUAAGUUUCGCCACGCUGCCCCUUUGUUCUGAAUUUGGCUGUAUGCAAAAAUUCUGUUACAGUUCUUUCCGGUGUCAGAGCUAGCUUGCCUUGUGUUUAAAACUACCUGUUUAAUAAUUUAAUAAGCAAGGAUUGAUCUAUUAUUGUAUAUGACAAAGAUAUAUUAAGUUGCAAAUGAGGGUUGGAAUUAAA
Molecule: messenger RNA, 2017 nt
Organism: Lotus japonicus
Lineage: Eukaryota; Viridiplantae; Streptophyta; Magnoliopsida; Fabales; Fabaceae
Product: folate synthesis bifunctional protein, mitochondrial
Exons: 3
Coding region: 242-1789 (515 amino acids)
Biological process (GO): tetrahydrofolate biosynthetic process
Molecular function (GO): dihydropteroate synthase activity; 2-amino-4-hydroxy-6-hydroxymethyldihydropteridine diphosphokinase activity
Source: RefSeq, a predicted model, not a curated record